This is a messenger RNA of Bombus pyrosoma, 4000 nucleotides long. RefSeq names its product putative ATP-dependent RNA helicase DHX57. The record is from RefSeq and is a predicted model, not a curated record. Gene Ontology annotation, molecular function: RNA binding; protein binding; metal ion binding. Gene Ontology annotation, cellular component: intracellular anatomical structure. The transcript is spliced from 11 exons. Bases 147 to 3884 code for a protein of 1245 amino acids. NCBI's taxonomy places the organism in Eukaryota, Metazoa, Arthropoda, Insecta, Hymenoptera, Apidae.
GAGAGGCAUAUAAAUUCAUUCAUAGAUCUCUAACUGCCACUAUUUGUACAUUUACUACCUCUUAACCUCCAUUUUCCCGAUCAUUAAAAUACAGAUUUAAAAAUAUCUUUCAAGUUAAUUUAUAAAAUUAUUUAUAUAUUAUCAAAAUGAAUCCCUUUGACAUUGAUUAUGAUUUCUUCUUAGACGGACAAGAUGUGGAUAGAAAUAACACAAAUGUGUCAAUGGAAGAUAAAAGUAGCUCCAUACUGAAAGCAGAAUUGCAAACCUUAAGAAUAUCUGAAGAAUCUGAACGCCAGCUGUACGAUACUUUAAAGCAUAUUUAUGGCCCUAGUUUUAAACUUUCUGAUGCAUCAGAAUUUGAAAAUAAAAAGUCCAAUUUAGACAAGCAAUAUUGGGUGGAAAGGGGCAAUUUGGUCAUUAAAGGAAUAGUUGAUUAUUCUUCUAAGGAUAGUACACCAAAAACCGAAGAACAAAUUACUAGGCAAUUUGCAACAUCCAAACUUGAAAGUUAUGGUUUUCAUCAAUCGCACUGCAAUGAAGCGCUAUUACAUGCAGAGGGUGAUGUAGGGAAAGCUUUGGAAAUAUUGUUUUAUAAAUAUUAUGGAUUGGAAAAUAUAGCAAGAAACAAGAUACACGAUGAUAUUGAUACAAUAGAUUUAUUAGAAAGAAAGAAUGAGGAAAAAGAAGCACUCGAAUCUAUUUAUGGGAAUAUGUUUACUGAAAAAAUAAAAAAUCAAAUUUGGAUUGUACAAGUUAAAUUGGAUUAUUUAGUAAGAAAUGAUGAAAUAGGACAUGAAAUUCAAAGGAUUAGGCACAAACAAGAAAAGGGAAGGGAAAGAGAAGUUUGCAGAUUAUUUAUUCAUAAAAGAUGUAGAUUUGGAAAUAGAUGUAAAUUUUUACAUCAACAACCACAAGUAUUAAGAAUGCCUGAAAGAGAGAAUCCGAGUUUUACCCUAGAAAUAAGAUUUCCUGAAGGUUGUAAAUAUCCUUAUGAACCACCAUAUUUUUAUUUGUAUAAAAAUGAUGGUACAUUUCCAAGUAUAAAUUGUUUAAGAAUAGCAAGAAGGUUGUAUGAAGAGGCAUUAUCGAUAUCUGCAUAUGGAACACCUUCUAUUUUUUCAAUAAUAUCUCUUUUGGAAAAUGAAUAUGAUAUAAAAAGAUAUUUAGCAGAAAAUACAGAACAAUUUCUAGAUCAAAGUGAAUUACUAUUUCAAAAACACAUAGAAAAUGAAGAUGAAACAAAUGUAGCUACUCAUUACGAAUUAGGGUCUAUACAUAGGAAAAACAGAAAUAGUAUUAGUUGGGAAAGAAUAUUGAAAGAAGAUGAUCUAAUUGAAAAAAAUUUUAAAGAGAAACUAACAAAUCCCAGAUAUAACAAGAUGAUAGAAAUUAGGGAAAGGUUGCCUGCAUGGUCAAAGAUGUAUGAAAUUUUAGAUGUAAUACACAAAAAUCAAGUGAUCAUAAUUUCUGGUGAAACAGGAUGUGGUAAAAGUACACAGGUGCCACAAUUUUUAUUAGAUGAUUGGAUUAUUAAUAGAUCUGCAUCCAAAGAACAUAUUAACAUAAUAUGCACACAGCCACGAAGGAUAAGUACAAUAGGAGUAGCAGAAAGGGUUGCAACAGAAAGAAAUGAACGCAUAGGUGACACAGUAGGAUAUCAAAUACGAUUAGAAAGUAAAAUUUCUAAUAGAACUAGAUUAACAUUUUGUACAACCGGAAUUUUGUUGCAAAGAUUUGCUGUGAAUCCAGAAUUAUCAGAUGUUACACAUGUUAUUGUAGACGAAGUUCAUGAAAGAAGUGCAGAAAGUGACUUCCUUUUGAUGCUAUUAAAAGAAUUACUGUCCAGAAGACCAAAUCUGAAAGUAAUACUUAUGAGUGCCACUCUUAGAAGUGAGAUCUUUUCCACAUACUUUAAAGGAGCUCCCAUUUUAUGUAUACCAGGAAGGACGUUUCCUGUAGAACAAAUCUUUGUGGAAGAUAUAUAUGAAAGAACGAAUUAUGUUCUAACAGAACAUUCAAGAGCUACGCGUAAAUAUAAAGGUGGUUUGGAGCAACUAGAAAUUAGCUAUGGUAUCGCAUCACAGCUUGCAGCUCGCUCUAGUUGUUACGUAGUUGAAGAAUCUAGAGCUGAUGAAGAUCUAGACUUUGAGGGAAUUAUCAGAAGAUAUAAGGGUUAUAAUAGCCAGGCACAGAAAAAUUUAUAUUAUAUGGAUCAUAAUGCAAUUAAUUAUGAACUUAUAGAGGCAACAUUGCAGUGGAUUACUUGUGGAGAACACAAUUAUCCUAAAACAGGUUCCAUCUUAGUAUUCUUACCCGGAUUUGCUGAAAUUAUUACAUUGAAAGAUCGAUUGAAUAAGAAUGAGUAUUUUUCGCCAAAGACUGGAAAAUUUAUUAUUAUAUCAUUACAUUCAUCUUUAUCUAAUGAAGAGCAAAGCUUAGUUUUUAAAAAAUCUAUUGCUAGAAAAAUUGUAUUAAGCACAAAUUUAGCUGAAACGUCUAUUACUAUAGAUGAUUGUGUCUUUGUAAUUGACAGUGGAAAGAUGAAAGAAACUAGAUUUAAUUCGAACCAAAACAUGGAAAGUUUAGAAAUGUGUUGGGUAUCACGAGCAAAUGCAUUACAAAGAAAAGGACGCGCCGGACGUGUAAUGCCUGGAGUAUCUAUUCAUUUAUAUACCUCGUACAAGUUCAAAUACCACUUUUCAGCACAGCCAGUACCUGAGAUAUUACGAAUUCCGUUAGAACCACUGUUAUUACGUAUUCAACUUCUACAUAACGGAACAAAAGUUGACUUACAUGAAGUUUUAGGCAAAAUGUUGGAACCACCAACAGAAGAAAAUAUCAGUAGUGCAAUUAAACGUUUACAAGAUGUAGGAGCAUUUAAUUCCGAAUGUACAUUAACCCCACUAGGUCACCAUCUUGCGGCAUUGCCUGUAAAUGUACGAAUCGGAAAAUUAAUAUUGUUUGGAGCAAUCUUCUGCUGUCUUGAUUCCGCACUUACUAUAGCAGCAUGUUUAUCUCAUAAAAAUCCAUUUCAUAUACCUUUUGAAAAAAGACACGAGAUUGAUGCAAAAAAACAAUUUUUUACUGCCAAUUCUGAUCAACUAACUAUUCUCAAAGCAUAUAAGAAAUGGUUAGAAGCAUAUACACGCAAUACUAGUGCAGGCCAUGCUUUUGCAAAAGAAAACUAUCUGUCUGUGCGUACGCUAUAUUCCUUGGCAGAUAUAAAGUAUCAGUUAUUAGAAUUGUUAGUUUCAAUCGGUUUUGUCCCCGUUAAUUUACCUAAACGACAACCAAAUGUUGACAAGAUUAUAGAAAUUACUGGAUUUGAACUGAACAUCAAUAAUGAUAAUUAUAAACUUCUCCAAGGUUUACUUUGUGCAGCUCUAUAUCCUAAUGUAGUAAAGGUUCUUUCGCCAGAAAAAUUUUUUCAAAUUCAGCUUGCUGGGGCAGUUCCAACACAGACGAGACCCGAACAACUUAGAUUCCAAACUAAAAAUGAUAGUUUCGUUAGUAUUCAUCCAUCCUCGGUCAACUUUCACGUUGGUUAUUUUACUAGUCCAUAUUUAGUAUUUCAAGAAAAAGUGAAAACAAGUAAAAUAUUUAUUAAAGAAGUAUCAAUGGUACCAAUUUUACCACUAAUAUUAUUCUCUGAUUACGAAUUAAAAAUAGAAGUGCAUGAUGGAAUAUUUAUUGUAUCAUUAGAAGAUGGCUGGAUGUUAUUUGAUGUUGAAUCUCAUAGGGUGGCUCAACUUUUGCAAGGAAUGAGAAUGGAAUUAGUCAAAUUAUUAGAGCAAAAGAUGAGGGAACCCCUUCUGAAUCUAUUAAAUCAUCAAAAUGGAAAAAAAAUUAUCCAAACAAUUGUAAAUGUAGUCACGAGAGAAUAAAAUAUUAUGUCGUGAAUUUUUUAAACAUAAAUCAUAAAUUAGUAAAAAAAAAUAUUGUAAUUCAUAUAUUAUGCUAUACAAAAUAAUUGUGUGUAAUUGAUAUAUAUAAUAAUAUU